This is a messenger RNA of Pangasianodon hypophthalmus (striped catfish), 1593 nucleotides long. It is a transcript of the gene slc25a21, whose product is annotated as solute carrier family 25 member 21. The transcript is spliced from 11 exons. Gene Ontology annotation, biological process: transmembrane transport. The record is from RefSeq and is a predicted model, not a curated record. NCBI's taxonomy places the organism in Eukaryota, Metazoa, Chordata, Actinopteri, Siluriformes, Pangasiidae. The coding region runs from base 669 to 1559 and encodes 296 amino acids.
AAUGCUGCACAAUGACAUUUUUUGCACACUGUUAUAACCUGCAUACGAGUGUAUCUGGUUAUAGUCUGUCUCAUUUUGCACAUAAUCUAUAUUCUGUGUAUAUAUUUGCCACAGUUUUUUUAAUACAUUUGUGUAGUUAUUUAUUUGUGUAGUUAUUUAUUAACUUUACUCUUUGUCUCUUGCCUUGCCUUACCUUACCUUACCUUCUUUGAUUUUUUACUCCUAGGAAUUCUGUUUGUGGUGAUACAUUAUAGAACUGAGAUGCCUCUUCCUUUUUUGUUUGUUUGUUUGUUUGUUUGUUUGUUACCCAGAAACCUUUUGGGGUGCAAACUUUUGCACUCAACUGUAGGCUUAUGUCACAAAUACAGUAACAGGGUCAUUUUUAUUAACUGUAGGUUAAAGUAAAACAUGAAAUUAGAAUACAGUCAAUUUAUAGCACUUCUGUUUACCACUCUCUCAAUGAAACAUAAUAGCUUAGAUCUCUGGUUGCCAGCAGUGACGUAACAGGUAGUUAAAAUGAAACCCUGGCCGCUAAGGGCACUAAGUCCAGCUCUGGCCAUGCGGUCCAGCUGAAUGAGACAAGCCCCAGCUCUGAACAGUGAGCUCUACUGCUGCAGGCCAAUCAGCUGUGUUCAUACAGUUUAAUAGCGUAUCAAAACAGACUAGAAAUGAGUACGAAAAGGAGUUUUGUGCGGGAGGCGUCUCAUCAGAUCAUUGCAGGCGGAUCCGCAGGUCUGGUGGAGAUAUGUCUGAUGCAUCCGCUGGACGUUGUGAAGACCAGGUUCCAAAUUCAGCGAGGAGUGAGUGACCCAAACAGCUAUAAAGGCCUGGGGGACUGUUUCAGAACCAUAUUUCACAAAGAGGGAAUGUAUGGUUUUUACAAGGGAAUCCUGCCACCAAUUCUAGCUGAGACGCCAAAGAGAGCAGUUAAGUUUUUCACCUUUGAGCAAUACAAGAACCUGCUAAGUUACACUGCCUUAUCUCAGGGCCUGGCUCUCUCCCUAGCUGGGCUUGGCUCAGGUUUAACAGAAGCUCUGGUGGUUAAUCCAUUUGAGGUAGUGAAAGUAAACCUUCAGGCCAACAGAGAUUCCUUCAAAGUGCCAUCCACAUUUACCCAGGCUCGAAUGAUCAUUAAUUCAGAUGGCAUUGGUCUGCGUGGGCUAAAUAAGGGCCUGACCUCCACACUGGGUCGCCAUGGCGUCUUCAACAUGAUCUACUUUGGCUUCUACUUCAAUGUUAAAAACACCCUUCCUGCCAGCCAGGAUCCUCGUCUGGAGUUUAUGAGAAAGUUUACUAUAGGUUUGCUGGCAGGAACCAUCUCAUCCUGUGUGAACAUCCCCUUUGACGUGGCUAAGAGCCGUAUCCAGGGUCCCCAGCCAGUCCAAGGGGAGAUAAAGUACAGGAGCUGUUUCCAGACCAUGGCUCUGGUAUACCGUGAAGAAGGGUAUCUUGCAUUAUACAAAGGACUAAUUCCCAAGAUCUUGAGACUUGGACCAGGAGGUGCUGUCAUGCUGCUAGUGUAUGAGUAUGUCUCCGGCUGGCUGCAAAGAAACUGGUGAUAAGAGCUGUCAGGCAGCAGACAAAUUUCACUCU